AUUAGCCAGUCCAUCAAAAUUAUAGACGUUUUAUUUAACUAAAUUCUUAUUUCAGCUUCAAAAUGCAGAUCUUCGUGAAAACCCUCACGGGCAAGACCAUUACACUCGAGGUGGAAGCCUCUGACACUAUAGAAAAUGUGAAGGCUAAGAUCCAGGAUAAGGAAGGUAUCCCACCAGACCAGCAGCGAUUGAUCUUUGCCGGUAAACAAUUGGAGGAUGGACGCACUCUGUCUGACUAUAACAUUCAAAAGGAAUCUACCCUGCAUCUAGUCCUCAGACUACGUGGAGGUACUAUUGAGCCCUCUCUCAGGAUUUUGGCCAUGAAAUAUAACUGCGAUAAAAUGAUUUGCCGCAAAUGCUAUGCACGUCUUCACCCUCGUGCUACCAACUGCCGCAAGACCAAGUGCGGACACACCAACAAUCUGCGCCCCAAGAAGAAGAUCAAGGAUUAAUUUCAUUUAUUACAGAAAGCUACUU
Pararge aegeria (speckled wood butterfly) is the source of this 477-nucleotide messenger RNA. RefSeq names its product ubiquitin-60S ribosomal protein L40. Gene Ontology annotation, cellular component: nucleus; ribosome; cytoplasm. Gene Ontology annotation, molecular function: structural constituent of ribosome; protein tag activity; ubiquitin protein ligase binding. The coding region runs from base 63 to 452 and encodes 129 amino acids. Gene Ontology annotation, biological process: modification-dependent protein catabolic process; protein ubiquitination; translation. The transcript has a single exon. NCBI's taxonomy places the organism in Eukaryota, Metazoa, Arthropoda, Insecta, Lepidoptera, Nymphalidae. The record is from RefSeq and is a predicted model, not a curated record.